AUGUCCGUCAUCUAUCGCGAACGCUCGCGCGAGCGUGAGCGUGACUGGGAUACUCGCUCAGUCAGUGGCCGGACAACUACAAUUAGGGAGUCUGACCGCGACCGCGACCGUGACCGCGACCGUGACCGUGACCGCGAUCGUGACCGUGACCAUGACGGCUCUUACAGCGUCAAGAAAAUAUACAGAAUUCCCAACCGUGAUCGUGAUAUCCGCGAUGUCGAAGAAGAUAGAAUUUCGAUCCGUCGCACAGAGGAUGACCGUGAUCGUCGUUCCGACCGUGACCGGGAAGUUCAAGAGACCCGCAUCAUUCGCAGAGAGAGAACUCCAGAACCCGAGCCUGAGCCUGAGCGACGUGAGAUUCGCAUUGUGAGAGAGGAAAGGUCUCGAGAACGGGAACCUGAGCCUCGCCGCGUCGAGCGAGAAAUUCGGUACGAGCGCGAGAACGAUAGACUGGCACCGUAUCGUGACUAUGGCUACGACCGUAACAAUGACCGUAACAAUGACUUGCAACGCUAUACAAGAGAAGUCGAAUACUUCCCUCGACCCGACCCGCCACAGCCCAUCGUGAUUCGCCAAGAGCCACAACAGAUCAUUAUACAGGAGGCCCCUCGUGCUCCAACAGUGAUCGCUGCACCUGAAAAGGAAACCGAAUUCCAGAUGGUAAAACGCUCUGAGGUCGUGGAGGAGAGCCAUGACGAUCAUCGUUCGGUUGUCAGCAGAAAACCGAAGAGUGACCGAGGUAAUGAGGAAGAAUACUAUUAUGAGCGCCGUACUCGCGAGGUAUCUAGCGACCGUCGUGAUCGAGACGUCAACUAUAGAGACGAUCGUUAUGAAAGGCGCCGAGAGCGUGACCUCAGCCCUGGCGACUCAAUUUCGCAAGUGGGGGGAAAAGCAGCCGCCGCCGCUAUAGCAGCGAUGAUAGCUAUGAUUAUGUUGAAAGACGCGAAACACGUGAAGGGUAUUCCGACGACGACGAUAGCCCACAUCACCGACGUCAUCUCGCCGAGGGUGCCCUGGCUGGAGCUGGAGCGGCAGAGCUCAUUCGUCGUCAUCGCAAGAAGGAAGGUGACGAGGAUAGUCGCCGUGGCAGAUCGUGCUCGCAGCAAGGGCCGCUACGAAUCUCGUUCACGAUCUGGUUCAAGGGAUGGACGCCGUAGACGUCGCAAACACAAGUCUAAAAGCCGGAGCCGCUCAAAAUCGCGUACGCGGAAGAUCGCCGAGCUCGGUCUUGGUGCUGCUGCUGUUGCUGCUGCUGCUGCUUACGCCAACAAUCAGCGUAAGAAGAAUAAGGACGAUCGCCGGAGUCGCUCGCGUACGAGGCAAGGCUCUGUUCCCCCGGAAGAGGCUGAUGAUGCGCGCAAUCCUAGACACAAGUCGAAGCGCAUUGCUCAGGCUGGUGCCGCCGGAGCUGCCGUAGCUGGCUUGAUCGAACGCGCUCGCAGCAAGUCUCGAGGUGGUAGAGAUCGUUCAAAGAGCCGCGUCCGUCAAGGAAUCCCAAUUGCAGCUGCCGGAAUUGGAAGUGCAGCGAUUGCUGGCCUCUACGAGCGUAACCAAGCGGCUAAAGAGGAAAAGAAAGACAAGGAAGUACGACGUGAAGAGCGCAAAGCUCGUCGUGCGUCAAGAUCUAGAUCCAGAUCUGUAGGAUAUGAGGCUAGCCGAGAUCUUCCUCCCCAUCAAGCUGGCAUGAUCGAAUAUGGGGACACUCCGGUGUAUGGUAGUAACGGGAUCCCGGAAUAUGGCAACCGGCCUGCGAGCCAGCAAGGUUAUUACGAUAACCGUGAAGCAGCCAUGGUUCCCGCUGCCGCUGGUGCUGGUGCAGCAUAUGGCGCUGAGCGGGCAAGAGAGAGGUCAAUCAGCUCCUCCGGCUCUGACAACGAACGUCGACGCCGUCGUCGACAUCGUCGUCACAAGAGCGACAGCCGAAGUCGAAGCCGCAGCCGCAGCAGAGGCUUGGGUGCGGCAGCGCUAGGGGCAGCUGGGGCUGGUGCUGCUGGUCUAGCGUUGUCUGAGCAUGAGAAGAGAAAGCUGCAAAGGAAGGAAGAAAAGAGGGAACGAAAAAGACGUGAAGCAGCAGAACGAGAGUCGUACGGGCAAGAUCAUUACGCUUCACCGAUCUCGCCGCCACCAGGCCAAGGCUACCCACAGGGCGGUGAUCCGUAUGCAAACCAACCGUUCUACCCACCUCAACCUGGCCAGCCGUACUCCCCCAAUGCCGAGUAUCCUACUCCACCAGGUCACCCUGCUGCAGCUCAGAUUGAUCCUGCCUACGGCUACCCACCUCAGCAAGCUGGGGGCUACCAGCCUCCUGAGCCUACCGCCUACUCUCCUCCUCCAGGAGCAGCCCCUUAUGUAGGGGGUGGCGCUGGCCCAAGGAGGGCAGACGAGAAUGUGAGUGCUGAGAAAUCAUUUCAAAAUGCGCCCAGCACCAGCACAGAUGUUGCAAAUAUUACCGAUACCCCUUUGUAUGAUCCUAAUGGCGUGCCCUUCUACAUGUCAUCCGGGGAGGGUGCGUACCCCUAG
This is a messenger RNA of Bacidia gigantensis, 2520 nucleotides long. RefSeq lists its product as uncharacterized. The record is from RefSeq and is a predicted model, not a curated record. Lineage: Eukaryota; Fungi; Ascomycota; Lecanoromycetes; Lecanorales; Ramalinaceae. The transcript has 3 exons. Bases 1 to 2520 code for a protein of 839 amino acids.